AUGCUCAAAAAGAGAAAAGGCCUGUUGGCCACUAAGCGCCAGAUCACGCUCAAGCCGCUGCGGGCGCGACAGCUGAUUCGUCGGUUUCAUGUUUUGCUGAAAAAUAAAACCCAAUUGGCCAAGUUUCUGGAACACCACUGGAAAUGCACGGUUGACCAGCGGGACGUUGCAAAAAGCAUCAGAUCGCACGAUCCAAAGCUGCUGGCAGCUUACGAGGAAAACAAAAUACACAUCCAGAAGGUCUUGGUGGUCAACAAGACUCCCUCCUCCGAAAUACUCACUGCCAAAGGCUUAUCAGUUGAACAGGUGUGUUCGGAGCUGGGCAAGAUUGACGGUGAAAUAGAGAAACGCGGCGGGCUCGAGACGUACCAGGCAGCAUCUACACAGGGCCAGAGCUUGCAAAGAGGUGGCGAUUCCUCGAAAAAGCUCGUUCAGUGGCUAAAAGAGCUGGGAUACAGUAAAGAGAACGCUGUUGCGCUGGAGAUCGGCUGCCUGCACUCGCGAAACGCCAUUUCCACGUGUGGACUGUUCAAAGAAGUGGUCAAGAUUGAUCUCCAUUCGCAGGAGCCCGAGAUCAUCGAACAGGACUUUAUGCAGCGGCCGUUACCAAAAAGCUCUUCGGACAAGUUUGACCUGAUCUCGUGCUCUUUGGUGGUCAACUUUGUGCCUGAUGCGGACGUGCGAGGCGAGAUGAUGGUGAGGAUAACCCAGUUUCUUAAAGACCCGGCCACGAAGCCGUAUUUAUUUUUCGUGCUACCAUUACCGUGUAUCACGAACUCGCGCUAUUUCGACAACGCGCGGCUCUCUGAAUUGACGGAGUCGCUUGGAUUCGAGUGUGUGAAACACCACGAGUCACACAAGCUCGCUUAUUACCUGUACAAAAGGACCGGUGUUGGUCAAAAGAAAAUCAAGCUACCGAAAAAAGAGCUCCACAAAGGAGCUAAUAGAAACAACUUUUGUAUUGUCAUGCGCUAA
Molecule: messenger RNA, 975 nt
Organism: Ogataea philodendri
Lineage: Eukaryota; Fungi; Ascomycota; Pichiomycetes; Pichiales; Pichiaceae
Exons: 1
Coding region: 1-975 (324 amino acids)
Cellular component (GO): nucleolus
Molecular function (GO): rRNA (adenine) methyltransferase activity
Source: RefSeq, a predicted model, not a curated record